Molecule: messenger RNA, 1798 nt
Organism: Propithecus coquereli (Coquerel's sifaka)
Lineage: Eukaryota; Metazoa; Chordata; Mammalia; Primates; Indriidae
Gene: PALM3
Product: paralemmin 3
Exons: 7
Coding region: 1-1560 (519 amino acids)
Biological process (GO): regulation of cell shape; response to lipopolysaccharide; Toll signaling pathway
Cellular component (GO): membrane
Source: RefSeq, a predicted model, not a curated record
AUGUGCGCUAUGCGACGGGAGGAGGGCGGAGGAGGCCGCGCCCAGCCGGCGGCAGCUCCGGUCCUCUGUGCGCAGGAGAAGCGGCGGCUGCAGGAGCAGAUCCGCGCGGCGCGCCGGGAGCUGGAGGACGAGAAGCUCCGCGUGGAGCGGCUCAAGAGGAAGUCUCUCCGGGAGCGUUGGCUAAUGGACGGGGCAGCAGAAGGGCCAGAAGGGCCCGAGGACCCCACCUCAAAGGACCCCCAGUCGCCAGAGGGCCAGGCUCAGGCCCGAAUCCAGAAUCUACAAGACAGCUUGUUCACACUCCAGUCCCAACUGCAGCUGUUGCAAAGCGCGUCCACAGGUGCCCAGCACAAGCCCCCCGGCAGGCCCAGCUGGCGCAGACAGGGUCACCGUCCUCUCUCCCAGCCCACUGUCGAUGUAGGUCCUGAAGGCCACACUGAUGUGGACAAGAGAGCCUCCCUGCCCGUGGGACCAGUGGGCAUGUCCCCAGAGUCCCCCUCUGAGUCCAGAGAGGAGGCUGUAGAGGUUCUGCCAGCCCCAGCCCCGAGGCAGGUCCCCGGAGCUGCAGGGGCCUCCUCAGAAGCCAACGGCCCCUGCCCUGGACCCAGCCCCGCUCCGGAGCAGGAGCUGAGUCAGGGGGCGGUGGCAGGCAAGGGGCGGGUGGGCGAGGCCAACGGAGGGGGCGUGGUCACGGUGGUGUGGGAGGGGCUGAGAGCCGCCGAGGACUGUGCCGCGGGAGCCACCGGCCCUGAGCUGGAGGCUAAGGUGGAGGAGGUGGUGCUCGAAGCCAUUGGGGACAGGCGGGGGGUUGGCCGCCCGGAGCUCCCAGCCUGGGUGAGGGAGGACAGGGGCAUCGUGGAGGUGGUCUGGGAGGGGGUCGGGGGCAGCGACCCAGAGGCCACAGGGGCGGUAGGUGGGGGCGCAGAGGCGGCGCAGACCCGCUCCCCGAGGCUGCCCGAGAGAUCAGAGGUGGCAGCUGCGGCAGAAGGGGACGGCGCUCCCGGGAGCAGCCCUGAGGGGGAUGGGCAGGGCGGAGGCCAGGGGACAGCGGAGGCAGAGGGGAAAGGAGGUGAGGGGACAUCGGAGGCAGAGAGGAAAGGAGGCCAGGGGACAGCGGAGGCAGAGAAGACCGAAGGGGCUGGGGAAGAUCUGAGUCCAGAAGAGCAGAAAGAGUCCAGGAAAGAAAUCGAGUCCCAGGCAGAGGAGGUGAGCAAGGCAGGGAGUCCCCUUGGGGCUGACAAGGAGCCGAGACCAGAGGAGGGAGGACCACAGUCCCAGGAGAAGCAAGAAGGCUCCCUGGAGGAGGCAGCAGUGAAGCCCCAAGCCCCUGCUGAGGGCCCCUCAGGGCAUGCCACGCCCCUCCUGGCAGAGACCCCAGCCCCAGAGCAGCCCACCGAGUGCCAGCCACUGCUUCAGGGUCAGGGGCCCAGCGCCAACCCCAGUGCCCGUGCCGUGCCCACCUAUGCACCUGCGCGGCAGCCUGAGCCACCUGCUCCCACCGAGGGCGAGGAGGCAAGCGGCCCUAAACAAAAGACGUGCCAGUGUUGCGUGGUCAUGUGAGCCUGCGUGCCUCCACCCCACGCCCAGCUCCUCUCACAGCUACCUCGGCCUCUUGGCGUCCAGCAGAGGGUCCCACGCGCAGACAGGGCACACGGGACUGGCUCUGGUACCUGGAAGCCAGCUGACCCACACAUCCACCUAUGCCUGGGCUUCCGGACCCCUUGCCCACACUGCCUGUGACCCUGGCCCCCUUCUGCAAUGAAGCCUUUAUACUUGAAAAUAAAACGUGAAAGCACUC